AUGCAAACAUCUGGGCAUGAGUCUUCGGCUGACAAUUCGGGUGAUGAUGCCGAGAUCACAACUGAUAUUUUCGUUAUUGAAGAGCUGAAGCAUAGCGAAGCUACUUACCACGAGUCGAAUGAUAGCACUGGCAACAACCAGCCAAAAUCGACCGUCAGGAAGAUUCAGCCAGGCCUUCAAUUAACUUCCACGAAACGGCCUCACGAACACGAUCCUGACGAAGACGAGAAAAGAGUCCGCGUCAAAACCAACAACACGCCACAAAGCCCAUCAACAUCGGAUCGCCUACUCACACCACCUUUAGCACACUUCGGCGGACAGACUCCGGAUAUCUCGCGGAUCAUGGCGGAUGUUGCAGCGGUCACUGGUGAGAUUGUUGCAUACAUGGAAGAUACAUCUUCGGCAAUCAGUGACCUUGAACGUAAGGCCGUACUGAGUCAAUUACGAGACGUGCUUGGUAUGCUUGUUCCUUGCGUGACCGAGGUCCGCGACAUAGGGGUCCUGGGUAUUGAGAUUGUCGGGCUUGCAGCUCUAGUGGAUCCCUCGCUCGAGUAUGAAGGUAUAUUUACCAUCAUCACGUCGCCCUAUGCCAGCAGCAUUCCGAAGCGGUUGGAACUCGAUUACACCCAUCACUUCGCAAUCGGAGAUAUGUUCUGGGAUCGCUCGACAGAGUUCGCAGCCGACCAAAACCUGAAGCCGGGUAUAAAGGCCGCCCCAAGCCCACAAGGAUUAGUUUGUGCUGCCUGGCGUCUGCACAUUGUCACAAAAGUGACUCCACGAUGUAUUUGGACGACGGUCUGCCGACUUAGUGGCGGGAAGGGGCUGUCACGUCUAGACAAAGACGACAUCUGGAUGUACCUACAUCUUCACAGUGGUAAACACGGAAGACUGCCACGAAGCAUGCGAGCUAAGCAUAACGAUUCACUUCACGCGUCGCUGACAUAUAUUCCCGACCCAGAUUACGAUGACAAGGCUAUCGGUGCACACACACACUUCUCUGCAAUAGAUGUAGUGCCACACUACCCUAGCGAGGAGAUGUUACCCGCGGGAAAACUUGAUAAGGACAGUCGCGACCUCUUCCUUGGACUGAAAGCCAAUGCAAACAGCCCAGAUGGAAAACUCGUCGCACACCCAAAAGGGAUGGAUGAGGCUGCGGUGAAGCGCGGCCUUGAGCUGGUAGACCCCUACCCUCGGAGUGCUAUGCCUCUUCCAAAGGCUGAGCGAACAGGUGACAGGUUGUUCCAUCAACUGCGCAUCCAUCCUUCUAAAGGGACAACCGCAAGAGAUCCUGUGAGAGAUCCCGCAAAUCUUCUCCAAAAGUCACGCGCGUUCAGUUCAGCAUACUCAACAACAACUUUGAAUGAGGAUCAAACCCGGUCUUCGGUUGAUCACCCUCGAAACCAAUCUGUCAACAAGGUCAGUCCAUUUAGCGUCAUGCCUCGCACUCUUUUCAGCCCGGUAUCGCAUCCGCAACAGCAUGCACCAGCGCCUGCUGCGGAUGCGGUGAGGGUAGGUCGAAGAUUUGGGGGCGAGAAGGCCGGUACCCCAGCCACCGGCCAACGGGAAGCUCCUUCUCAUGCUAACACCACGCCCAAGAUCGCUUCGAUUGCCAACCAACCUGCCAUGGCACAAACUUUACAUCAGCACGACGGAGUAAUGACCAAUGCCAUCCUCAAUGUGACAGAACAGAACCAGUCCCUCAAUCUCAAUCACCCGGUAUCGAGCCCGUCAUCCAGUCCAGAGAGGAAACGUACCGAUGGGGAUGAUUAG
Alternaria viburni is the source of this 1770-nucleotide messenger RNA. RefSeq lists its product as uncharacterized. The record is from RefSeq and is a predicted model, not a curated record. NCBI's taxonomy places the organism in Eukaryota, Fungi, Ascomycota, Dothideomycetes, Pleosporales, Pleosporaceae. The coding region runs from base 1 to 1770 and encodes 589 amino acids. The transcript has 2 exons.